Molecule: messenger RNA, 819 nt
Organism: Clonostachys byssicola
Lineage: Eukaryota; Fungi; Ascomycota; Sordariomycetes; Hypocreales; Bionectriaceae
Source: the annotation of a GenBank genome assembly
AUGAACACCAGCAUGUCAGAAAAGGCCCUUCUCAGCAGCUUUGUGCCUGCUCAGGAAUACUCACCUCCCGCCUACGAGGAGGUACAAAUCAAGCCUGCCGACGCAGCUAUCUCUGCACAGGGCACCUCCUCCCUCUUCCCCCGCGAAUGCGUCUUCACAUACCGUCUAUCACAUUCCCACUCAUACCUCGGAGCCAAGAAAGGCGAACCUCUAUUCCUCGUCAAGACGCCCCGCCUGCUCAUGGGCACCGGUGACAUACUCCUCCUCAGCGGCACCGAUAAGCUCGAUACCCCCCUUGCAUCUGCCGGCUCUCUGAAGCUCCGGAGCGGCACCACCUGCGCGUCCCACCUCCGCCUCAAGCCUCGCCUCGGCGGGUCAUUUACCCAGCCCAUAGAUAUCGAUGUCACCGUGGGCACAAAGAACAAAUACCAGUUCACCAUCCCCGUGGGGCCCUCCAACCGCGCCGAGACAUUUGAGUGGCGCCAGAGCACCGGCGAACUGGUCCGAAGCCUCGUCGGAGGGUUCCAGUACGGGAUGAAGCUGGUUCGCCUCGACGGCCCGACGGGCGGAAGCAGCGGCCAGGAUGGCAAAGUGACCGUCGUCGGAGGCGAUGGUAAACCCAUUGUGGCUGUCUUCGCGGCCAUGCGCCCGCAGGCUACCAAUGCCAAAUUCCAAUUCAUGAACGAAGGAGCUACGGGCGAGUUGGGCGAGGUGUUUGAGAUUGCGGCCAUGAUCAGCUUCAUCCGCUUGUUUGAGUUUCAGCUGUCUCAGGGUGGUGUUGCCAUCGGGCCCUGCUUUGGCGAUAUUGCCCGCCCGUGA